CCCUCGUUUUGGAACCUUUUCUCUAUUCAGAAAUCUUAAAUCUCGCAAAACACAUUCGAACCCCAUCGAUUUUCUCUUCAUCACUCUCCGCCGCCGCACACAGUCGUGCUCAGCCUUUUCAACCGCCGUACGUAACAAUAACCAACCCUAGAGAUGGGUAGAGGCGAAGGAAGUGAAUCGUCCGAGGAAGAAGGGCAGUUCGUCAGAAAUCGUGAAGAGAAGCGAGACCGCCGUGGAGCUGACGUGGAGGAUCUUCGCCGGAAACAUCGUGGUAGUGAAGAUUUAGAGGAAGAAGUUGAUCGAAAAAAGAAUAGGGAUAGGGAUAGGGAUAACCGUCGAAGGUAUAAGGGUUCUUCAGAUGAAGAACGUGAUGUGAAGAGAAUUAGGGAUAGGGAAAGAAGGCAUAGGGCUGAUAGGGUUAGGGAUAAUGAUAAUGAUAAGGAGAGAGAUCGGCGUCGUCGGUAUAAGGAUGAUUCGGAUGAGGAAUAUGAUAAGAAGAGGAAUUUGGAUAGGGAAAGGAGGCAUAGAGUUGAUAGGGAUGAUGAUAAUGAUAAUGAGAAGGACAGGAAGAGAGAGAGGGAUCGACGCGAUGACGAUGAUAGGAGGAAUGUGGAGAGAAGGGAUAGAGUUGAAAAGAAUGGUGGUGAUAAUGAGAGGGAAGAAAGUAAGAAGAAAGAGGAAGGAAGUGGGAGAGCGAGGACGGUGAUACCGGCAAGUGUGAUAAAUGGAGAUGCAUCUAAAUUAGGGAAAAGUGGAGGGGUUUACAUUCCCCCGUUUAAGUUAGCGAGGAUGAUGAAGGAAGUUGACGAUAAGAGUAGUCCGGAGUAUCAGAGGUUGACUUGGGAUGCUUUAAGGAAGAGUAUUAAUGGAUUGGUGAAUAAGGUGAAUGCUACUAAUAUUACGAAUAUAAUUCCGGAGUUGUUUGCGGAGAAUUUGAUUCGUGGAAGAGGGUUGUUUUGUAGAUCGUGUAUGAAGUCACAGAUGGCGUCACCCGGGUUUACGGAUGUAUUUGCUGCGAUGGUUGCUGUUGUUAACACAAAGUUUCCCCAAGUUGGUGAUCUUUUACUUAGGAGGAUCGUUUUGCAGCUGAAAAGAGCGUAUAAGCGUAAUGACAAGCCUCAAUUACUUGCUGCUGUGAAGUUUGUAGCACAUUUGGUGAAUCAGCAAGUGGCUCACGAGAUUAUCGCGCUAGAGCUGCUCACGGUUUUACUCGAGAAGCCUUCCGAUGACAGUGUUGAAGUGGCUGUUGGUUUUGUGACAGAAGUUGGCUCAAUGCUGCAGGAUCUCUCACCUAGAGGACUUCAUGGUAUCUUUGAGCGUUUUCGUGGAAUUCUGCAUGAAGGAGAAAUUGACAAACGUGUUCAAUUUCUAAUUGAAGGAUUAUUUGCCAUAAGAAAGGCAAAGUUUCAGGGUUAUCCAGCUGUUCGGCCUGAACUUGACCUCGUGGAGCAGGAAGAUCAGUUAACCCACGAAGUCUCCUUGGAUGAGGAAAUAGAUCCCGAGACUUCCCUUGACAUAUUCAAACCUGACCCCAAUUAUCUGGAGAACGAGAAGCGUUAUGAAGAGUUGAAGAAAACCUUGCUGGGUGAGGAAGAGGAAUCAGAGGGAGAGGAAGGCUCGGAUGCUGAAUCGGAUGAAGAUGAUGAAUCCGAUGAAGAGGACGAGGAAGCUAUGCAGAUAAAAGAUGAAACAGAGACUAAUCUUGUCAAUCUGCGGAGGACUAUCUAUCUAACAAUAAUGUCCAGUGUAGAUUUUGAGGAAGCAGGUCAUAAGCUUCUAAAAAUCCAUCUUGAGCCAGGUCAAGAGAUGGAAUUGUGCACUAUGCUUCUCGAAUGUUGCAGCCAGGAGAGAACUUAUCUCCGAUAUUACGGUCUUCUUGGGCAGCGUUUCUGCAUGAUUAACAAAGUUCAUCAAGAAAAUUUUGAGAAGUGCUUCGUGCAGCAGUAUUCAUUGAUCCACAGGCUCGAAACAAAUAAAUUGAGAAACGUGGCUAAAUUUUUUGCUCAUUUGCUUGGGACUUUUGCUCUGCCUUGGCACGUCUUAUCUUACAUUCGCCUGACUGAGGACGACACAACUUCUUCUUCGCGUAUAUUUAUUAAGAUUCUCUUCCAGGAAUUGUCAGAGCAUCUAGGCAUCCGGUUGCUAAAUGAGAGGUUAAAUGAUCCAACCAUGCAGGAUUCUUUUGAAUCCAUUUUUCCCAAGGACAACCCUAAAAACACACGAUUCUGCAUCAAUUUUUUCACAUCCAUUGGUCUUGGUGGUCUUACUGAGAAUCUGCGUGAGUAUUUGAAAAAUAUGCCAAGGAUGAUCAUGCAACAACAGAAGCAAGUUUCAGAUUCUGACUCGGAUAAAAAUUCUGCAAGCUCCGAUUCAUCAGAUUCGGGAACCAGUUCGGAGUCAGAGUCAAGUUCUGAUGAAAGUGAUAGAGAAAGAAGAAAACGUAGAAGAAAAUAAACACUGUGCUAGUUAAGAUGCUCCAUGACGAGUUUGUAACCUGUGUUUUUUUUUUAAAUAUUUGAAUUGAAUUAGAUAUUUGUUUACUACCUAAGCUUUCUUUGCUCAGUGACAUUAGCUACUCAUGCACACACUUGGUACAUACGUACAAUUGAAUUUUGAUUUUGGAUUGUAUUUCUUCACUUUUUAUGUAUGGUGUUCAAUUGUGUUGCCUGGAUGAUGAA
This is a messenger RNA of Medicago truncatula (barrel medic), 2678 nucleotides long. Its product is annotated as pre-mRNA-splicing factor CWC22 homolog. The transcript is spliced from 7 exons. Gene Ontology annotation, biological process: mRNA splicing, via spliceosome. Gene Ontology annotation, cellular component: catalytic step 2 spliceosome. NCBI's taxonomy places the organism in Eukaryota, Viridiplantae, Streptophyta, Magnoliopsida, Fabales, Fabaceae. Bases 154 to 2454 code for a protein of 766 amino acids. The record is from RefSeq and is a predicted model, not a curated record. Gene Ontology annotation, molecular function: protein binding; RNA binding.